Ramularia collo-cygni is the source of this 2436-nucleotide messenger RNA. RefSeq lists its product as uncharacterized. The record is from RefSeq and is a predicted model, not a curated record. Gene Ontology annotation, molecular function: protein binding. Lineage: Eukaryota; Fungi; Ascomycota; Dothideomycetes; Mycosphaerellales; Mycosphaerellaceae. Bases 1 to 2436 code for a protein of 811 amino acids. The transcript has a single exon.
AUGCUCGUCCCCAUUGACGCUCAUUGUUUCCCGCGCCCGCACACCGUACACGCAUCCACCGCAUUUUCGUCCCAGCCUGCAUCUUCCCUGUUUGCAUCCCCCUCCUCCUCCACCGUCGACGACGACACGUCCACAUCAUCCGACAGCGCCCUCACCCCCCUCGGCUCCGACUUCAACGAUGGCAGCGUGAGUCCGCGAGGCACGUCCCGAAGAAUGUCCCGUGACGACACCGCAACCGACCUACACGUGCUGGCUGCUUCUGCGCCAUCGUACACUCAUCCUACCGACAGGCCGGCGGAGCAAGCGCGCGCCCCACGCGUCAGGAAAUCGAGGCCACGCAUUUCCAGCCAAUGCGCUUUCAUCAACGGUACCACUAUUGAACGUGAACCUGGCGAGUCCGCCAUCGCUGCCGUCAACCGCAUCUGCUCCAAGGAGUACAAGGAAAGCAUCCGCAAGCUGCGCGAGCUUGGGAACCGAAGACCCACGGACAAGACAUCGGACAAAGCUCCAUCUGUGAGGAGUGGUCGCUCCAACACAGUCAGUACCGUCAUGCCGGAGGCUGAGCAAUGUGUGGAUCCAAUGUGCCUCGACCUCGAGAAUGAACGCAAGCCACCUACAUCGCCUUCCAAAAGGGCGGCCAAGCAGGUCGACGACCGUCCGAGAAAGCAACGCUUCCUGUCGACGGUUACCGACGAAAUACGGAAAGACACUCCUGCUCCCAGUGGAUUUGGUGGUCUGCCUGUCCGCCCCGCUAGCGGCAAGAGUACUCCUCUAGCCGGUCACUCCGGAGGUGAUGGUGCGAGGAGGGCUGCUCAUCUUCACAACAACAAAUCUGUCGCACCGCAACAGCAGUCAGCAUUCUGUGACUGGCCUACAGCAUCCAGUGAUGUCUAUCCGGGGCGACGUCGUGUCGGCUCCAUCAGCAGCAGUGCUGCAGACAGCGCCGCGGACCUGUCAUGCGGCUCCGACACCAUGUCUACUCGCGACUACGACGGCGAUCUGAACAUGGAAGAGGCUGACCCAGCGCCGUCUCGCGACUUCGCUGUCAAGCUCCCUCCAGAGAUUGCCCUCUCAAUCUUCGAGCAUCUUGAUGCACGCGAUCUCCUUGAAGCUGAAAAAGUCAGUCCCAAGUGGAACGCUAUGGCACGGGAUACACAAGUAUGGCGCACCGUUUUUCUUCGCAGAUACCAGCGGCAGAUCUUGACAACACCGGCACCGAUUCAGGUCGGUGGAGCUGGGCUUGGAAGACCUAACAGAAAGAACCAAGAGUGGCGGAAGAUGUACAAGGCUCGAGUGGAUCUGGAAGAGAACUGGCGUGCGGGCUCCGAAAAUGCUGGCAAGGCCGUGUACCYUUCGGGACACACCGAUAGUGUUUACUGUGUGCAAUUCGACGAGGAGAAGAUCAUCACAGGCUCUCGUGAUCGCACCAUUCGUGUCUGGGAUAUCAAUACCUACCAGUGCCUCAAAGUCAUCGGAGGUCCCAACACCAAACCGAUAGCCGGCCCCAAGGUAUUGCGAACAGUCGACUAUCCUGCAUUCCACAUGGCGACUGCUAGUGUGAAUGGUACCGCCUACGGCGACAGUAUCUACCAUGUUCCGACCGAAUGGCAUGAUGCAAGCAUCUUGUGUCUUCAAUACGAUGACAAGAUCUUGGUCACCGGCUCUUCAGACUCGGAUCUGCUCAUCUGGGAUAUCAAAACCUACCAGCCCAUCAAGCGGUUACGAAAGCACACCGGGGGUGUUCUGGAUGUGGCUCUUGAUGCAAAGCACAUCGUCUCGUGCUCAAAAGAUUCACGAAUCAUCGUGUGGGAUCGCGAGACUCUCCAGCCCAAGGGCGAUCUGACCGGACAUAGGGGUCCCGUCAACGCAGUGCAGCUUCGCGGACACUUGCUCGUGAGCGCCAGUGGCGAUGGAAUUGCAAGGCUGUGGGACCUCAACAAGAUGAAGCUGAUCAAAGAAUUCAGCGCCAAAGAGCGGGGCCUGGCCGCUGUGGAGUUCUCCGAAGACAUGAAGUAUGUGCUCGCCGGCGGCAACGACAACAUCACGUACAAGUUCGAGACCGACACUGGACGAGAAGUCAUGCAAUUCACUGGCCACUCCCAGCUUGUUCGCUCACUCUGGCUGGACAGCGCCAACGAUCGUGUGGUAUCUGGCAGCUACGAUCUAGAUCUUCGCGUCUAUGAUUUCGUCUCUGGAGAGGAGUUAUGGCGCGGCGAGGAGUGGACCACAAGCUGGAUGCUGGCUGCCAAGUCGGACUACCGUCGAAUCGUGGCGACCAGUCAGGACGGUCGUAUACUUCUUGUCGACUUCGGCAUUUACAAAGGCGCUCCAAAUUACAACUCCCGAGAUGGUAGCACGAUUGRAAAUUUGAGCCUGCUUCGUGGUACCGACCACACCACAGAGGUAGUCUGGCGUACACCUCAGUGGCGGAAAUAG